Messenger RNA from Tuber aestivum (summer truffle), 990 nucleotides. The record is from the annotation of a GenBank genome assembly. NCBI's taxonomy places the organism in Eukaryota, Fungi, Ascomycota, Pezizomycetes, Pezizales, Tuberaceae.
ACGGUCUUUUCUCCCCAACUUUUUCAUCCAAGAGGUUUCCUGAAUCACUUGCCGUGGCAACAACAGGUGUACUCUAUAGGAUAUUGCGACUUUCCCACCGUCAUCAAAUCCGCAAGUCCUUCCCCAUCAGCUCACGAACCAAUGGAUAACCUGGAUGCCACUCUGGGGCAUCAUAGUAGCCCGCAAGAUUCCCACACUCCAGUACUCUACCCUACUCCCCAUGCGAUUCCUACCUCCCUCGAGCUACGGGCAGAAGGAUCUACGAACCGUAGCCCACAAGCUCUGCCGUUGGUGCAUUUCUUGCAGAACGUGGACCCCGAAUGGCGCGAUUUGCAGGAGAAUCGCGAAGAGGAACUGGAAACCAUGUUGUAUGGCAGGGUCCAGGAACUCGAAGAGAAGUGGUUUCGACGGUACAGUGAUAGAGUUAAGGAGAGUGAGGAGAAAAGUAUGCAAAUUUUCGACCUUCAGGUUCGGUUUACCAUACUCUGAUGUUUCUGCUUUUGCUGAUUUUUUGAUAGGGUUUAGUUCGGGAUGCAAACGCCAGAUAUCUGAAGUUGUCCGGUUAUCUGAACCUCCGUGGAGCAUUAGGUGAACAUUGGCAAUUCUAAACUAUUGAAGUGUUACUAGUAUCCAGGUGCAGAGCGAAUUGUAGAGCAUGCAAAGGAGCUUAAGAAGCUUCCGGGAAAAUGCCCUUCUGGAACCCAGGCUGCACUAGACAUACUAGCGACCACACAAGCAUUUAAAAAAAUCCUGGAAAUGGAAAUCAAAGGUCGCAAACUGGUCGGGAGAGACGUCAAACGCUGUAUCCCCCUAGUGUACCACGAGUGCUCCAAGCACGCCCACGGAAAUACUGGUAUGAUCACGGUUGACCAUGGCGAUCGUACACGAUCUGAAUGCGCUGUACUAGUGGCGUUUUUGAAGCUCCAGGAUGGCUGGACGGGUGGGUUAAAGUGGAAAGAAGCAGACGGGGACACAGAACCGGGGCACUAA